Molecule: messenger RNA, 2639 nt
Organism: Culex quinquefasciatus (southern house mosquito)
Lineage: Eukaryota; Metazoa; Arthropoda; Insecta; Diptera; Culicidae
Exons: 6
Coding region: 1-1815 (604 amino acids)
Biological process (GO): apoptotic process; regulation of transcription by RNA polymerase II
Cellular component (GO): nucleus
Molecular function (GO): DNA-binding transcription factor activity, RNA polymerase II-specific; RNA polymerase II cis-regulatory region sequence-specific DNA binding
Source: RefSeq, a predicted model, not a curated record
AUGCUACAAAGAGGCUCAAAAACUCGAGUUUCAACUGUCAGUCCACCAAAUUCGUUUCGUCGCCGUCGCGUCGCGAGUUGUGUCGAGCCCUCGGUACCUGAAGGACCGUUUUUUUUUUCCUCCGAACGGAUUUGUUGUGCGUUUGUGGCGUGUGAAUCCUCCGGUUGUGGUCCCACCAGACACGGAACCGGUUGCGUGUGGUUGAAUGUUUGCGGUAUUUUCGGCGCGGAACACCAUUAUUGCGGGGCGGCUCUUUCUGCGCUUUCGCCGUGCCAAAGUAAGAAGGUAGCGAACGAGGAACUUUACGAGCUGAUUUUUGCAGUUUUCCACGGGAAAAUUACAACAAGUUGCCACCCAGAAUCAUCCAACUCCCGCCAGGACUCCUCCGCCGGGUGUCGUGCCCCGUUGCUGAAGGUCCGGAAGACGUCGUUCGAGAUGGUCGACUCGCAGGACAUGAACCACCAGGCGUACGGCGGCGGUGACGAGCAUCACCAGCAGCAACAGGCCGAAGAAUGCGAAGCUGCCCUGCUGUCUUCAAUUGAGACGGCCGACCUGAUGGACCUGGAUUCGGACAUUUUCAUGGGUCUCGACCAGUACCCGUCGGGUGGAAUCGACGCCAUCAAGCUGGAAUCGUUCCCGUCGAUGGACCAGCAGCAACAGCAUCAGCCGGAACCCCCCAGCACUCCGGCCCAACUCGCUCUCGACCAUUUGAACCGGGCGCCGACGCUGGACGAGGUGCACGAUCCGGCGUUCAACUUCAACGUCGACCUGAACGGCGAAUCGAGCGGCAAGUCGAGCUGGAUGUUUUCCUCGCGGCUGAACAAGGUCUUUGUCAAGAUGGGUCAGCCGUGCACGUUCAACGUGUCGUACCAGAGUGGCGGCGGCGUGAGCGUGCCGCCGCAGCUGCAGGUCCGGGCCAUGUUGGUGUGUUCGGCACUGGAGGACCUGUACACGCCGAUCUACAGGUGCGAGAACCAUCGUGGGAACGACCGGAGCAAUCCGAACCUGUCGCCGUCGGUGAUUGCGCACGUCAUGCGGUGCUUCAACCCGUCGGUGCGUUACGUUGGGGGCGAGCAGGGAGUCGCGUUCAAGGACCGGCUGGCGGUGGUGGUUCCGCUGGAGUCGAGCGCCCAGGAGCAGGUCGUCGCGUCGAACGUCUCGCUGGAGUUUGUGUGCCAGAAUUCCUGCCGGAUCAUCAACCGGCGUCCAACGGCCAUCAUGUUCACGCUGGAGGACGGCCACGGCCAGAUCCUCGGCAAGAAGUCGCUUCACCUCAAGGUAUGCAGCUGUCCGAAGCGCGACAAGCAGAAGGAGGAGGAAACGCUCGCGCCGGCCUCCAAACGGAAGAGCGACGUCGGUCCGGUUGCCCCACCGGGAAAGAAGGUCGCCAAGCUGUCCACCUCCCACCGCAGCCCGAGCGGCGCCAGCGAAAACUCCCCGUCCCAUCACCACCACCACCACCAGCAACAACCCCCGGCCGGCAAGCUCGCGUUCAUCAAGAAGGAACCCUCCCCCGUUCCGCUGUCCCGUAGUGGCAGCGGUGGGGGCGCCCGUGCCCUCACCCCGCUCAACAGUGCCGAGUUGGUGGAGCAGACCGCGACCACGAUUGCCGUUCCGAUGCCGAGCGUCGAGUCCGCCGUCAAGGUGGCGGAGUACGCGUUCCAGGUCGUGGCCGGCGACCUGGUGCGGUGCGUCGACGACGACCAGCGCAAGAGCUUGGCGGCCUUUCUCACCCAGAUCCGGCGGCUGCAGAAGUCGCUGACCACCGGCGUGGGACGUUCCGGCCAUACCAACAGCACCACAGAUUCGGAGUAGUCGCCCCUCUUAUUUCGUUUUUAGUUAGUUCAACUUGUUUAAGGAGACCACUAACAAAUUACGUUUAAGGUAUCGAAAGGUUGCGUACGCUAUCAAACGUACAUUUUCCGUUUACUAAUCUUAAAAGUUUGUACUUUUCAAAAUUGUGCGAGUCAAAAUUUGUCUAAACUUCCCAGUGUCUUCCUUUUUGAGUGUUUUUUUUGUAUUUUCAAAAUUUCAAACUGUUGACCUUAAACCACAAAAAAAAUCCUCCCACCCACUGUCGAAUUCAAAGUCGAAUUUUGAAUCCUUCUUGUCGUAUGAUUAUUGUUCACCUAUAUUUUUAUCUUCUUGUGCCAAACACGUUAAAUUUUAUUCAACCACAAAUAAUUUCAAUCGGUCGAUCGAACGGUGCAACUCUUAGCUCAAUUUUGAGAUUGACCUUUGUUAAUUUUGCAAACUUUUUUUUCCCCUAGUUUUAAGAUUUAAACAAAAGUAAAGGAGGUAUUAGACUAUGACAAAUACACAAACCCCCACUUUUAGACAGUUUGUCAGCUUUGUUUGUCACAGUCUAAUACCUCUUUAAGUUUUCUUUGAGAGUACCUUGUAAGAGUAGAAGUUUAAUAAAAAAAUACUUAAGCCUAGUUUAGCGUGCAACGUGCAACGCAUAGAUAUACAAUUUACUUUAAAGAAAAGACCACUCGUGAUGCAAAGCUGCCACAUUGAGCGCUUUCUAAACUUUAAUGUUAGUGUUUAAGAAGCAAUGAAAGAAAGAGAAAAGAUGUUGUUAAAUUUAACAUUGUGCAAACGGCACACUUUAUUGAAGAGAAAAAAGUAAGAAAAAA